Messenger RNA from Vigna umbellata (rice bean), 602 nucleotides. The record is from RefSeq and is a predicted model, not a curated record. Lineage: Eukaryota; Viridiplantae; Streptophyta; Magnoliopsida; Fabales; Fabaceae.
UGGUGGUGCGAUUUGGAGGGCAAAAAUAAAUGAAGAUUUACGACGAUGACGUCAUCAACGCUUCAGGUUCGGUUGGCGUGUUUCGUUGCACGCGCUUCCAAGAGGCCCUGGAUUGGAGCAUCAUCGAGUCACUCAUUCUGGUGAACGAAAUCGCAGCGGUGGAAGCCGACUGCUCCGUCGCGCUCUCCUCCUACCAGCAGUGGAACAUCAUUGCCCAGAACUGCGUGGCCUUGGAUGUGCAGCGCAAACGCACGCAGUGCCGCCGCAAGUGGCAUGCGUUGCUCUCUGACUACGACUGCUUCAAGGGAACAGCCAACGCUGGAGGCAAGUUGCCGCCGAAUUUCGAUUACGAAUUGUUUGAGGCCGUCGAACGCGUUGUGAAGGCACGUGAGGAGCGGGGCAUGGCUGAUCCCGAGAGCAAUCCGAAGCAGGGAACGAUGCGUGUGACGCCACCGUGGAAAUUGGGUCCAAAAGGAAACGGUAACGAAGUAAGUUCAAACACCGCAUUCAAAAGCCCAAACUUGAACAAAGGCACAAGGACAACCAUGAAGAAGAGCAUGAGGAAAAACCAUUUUUUUCAUGGGUGAAAAGAGAAGAGGUUG